AUGAUUGCCUAUGGGCAUGAAAUAAUUAGUUACAACGAAGGAUGCGUGGCGCUCUGUGUAGUGUGUACAUCUCUUGUAGGUUGUAGCUGUGGUGAAUUUCCCCGUCUUGCAAGCGUUUCCACUGCUCUUCUGGUAAUCGUCGGUCCUGUCGCAAAUGAUGGGUGUUUGGUGACUGGUCAAGACCAUCGCUCAGCCGGCCCGCAGUCUGACCAUCUCAACCCCGUGUUGUGCCAGGCGGCGUGGACGGUCGUUGCAUGAAACCGAGAAGCACGACUGGUGCAGAUCCACCAACGACACGGUCUCUGCGUGUCUGCAAGAUGCGAACAAAAACAUCCCCUUAGGACAUACCUAGUCAUCAAACCCUGCUACUGACGCAUGCUGUUCCUUCCAGAAAACUCGAUAACCAUCGAUAUCCCAUUGGCGCUUACACCUCCAAACCGGAACAUGCCUGGUAGCCACAGCUCUUGAACGGUCACGAGAAAUAUCGAUGCUCUGCUCGAGUAUCACAUAUUGCUGCAGGCUUCAUGUUAUUACCAAUGCUGUGUGCGUUCACUGACUGUAGUAAGUCGGUUUGCCAUGCAGAGAACGGGGUCCGAAAUUAUCAGUAUAAACGCUACGCCGCAACCAAAUGCAUAGCAGUUACACUAUGGCCUUAUGGGUGCCAACUUGAAAUUGUAACGUGGGAGCGACCGCAUGGUGUGACGCAGUGUUGGACCCCGGCCCGGCCUUGCUCGCUUGUUGUGAUCAUUCCAAGCCAUUGUCAUUACCUGUACAUGAAUUGCUGAGCUGGCAAGCUGUCGCCUUUCUUUCACGCACCUCAAUGUCACAGUGAAGCCUAGGGUUUGAGGUAGCGGAAAUCAGAACAGUUGCUGAGCCAGAACCAUUAUCUUGUCCGCGCUACUAAGCACCAUGUUGGGCUUUGCGUGUGUCUCUGCGCUCCUCCUGGAAGCAUCGCUGCUCAUACAUGUAGCUCAGGUGCAAGGUGGAAGCUACGAAAACAUCUUCCUCAGCCUCCAAGCCGGCGACGGCUCACAGCGACAGAGUGAUCAUGAUCUCUUAGAUGUCGGCGUCUCUCCACUCUACUCGACCGUCCAGCACGCUUUGGACUGUGCCGCCAAGCUUCGCACGGAUGGUUUUUGUGGCAGCUCGGUAAGGGACAGUGGGACGAAACCCGCGAGGAGGAUCGAUCAUGCCGACACAAUUCACAUAUUUCUCCGCGUUGAUGAGACCACGCAAUGCUCCGUGUUGGCAGGAUCUCGGCGGGCCUACUUAGACAUUUCCAACUUGAAUUCGCUGAACGUCGUCAUUCAGGGAGUGGUUAGUUCGACAUGUUCGCAUGCUAACAUUACUAGCAAUAAGCAGGUGAGAGCUAAGAUGCAGGUUAGGAAGCAAGAAACCAACAUCAGCUUCUGGAACCAGCCGCCCAAGGUGCUGCUGAUACGCAAUAGUUCGUUGAUCGUUUUCAGGCACGUCAGUUUCGAGGGGAAUGAGGAGGCAUGUGUACCCGGACAAGCAAAGAUUCACCUUUUCCGUGCGUUUGGCGUGCUCUUCUACGACGUGAUCGCCGUGCAGACGGAGCGCUCGCGUAAGCUUCUUUCUAUCCGGAACUCAUAUUUGAUCGUGAUGCGAAACUGUACUUUCGAUGGAUCCAGCUGGAGUCAGCGGGCGCUAAGUCCCUUUGAUGAUGUGUCUACGCCUGGCGAGGUAGCUAUUCACAUCUACCUAUCAGAUAUGGACUGUGUGAAUGAGACGGCGGAGAGCCGCAGCUCGGUAGACAACUCAGGGUUCAGGUCUUUCCUCAACCAGCUCAGAUCUGCAGUUCCCGAUUACGGCAGUGACGUCAUAAAAAUAAUGGUUGAUGGGCGCAAUCGCUCGUGGCACUGGCAAUGGCCAAGCUUCCUGAUGACCUCUUGCACCGUGAGCUCGCUCGGCGGUAAGCCGAGCCACUUCAACCAGAAGCUGAGCGGCACUGGGGUGAAAACGAAAAAUGGCACCAGUCUUAGCCUGUUCUACAAAUCAGUGCAGCGGUGUUUCGUCGCCGUGGACAACACGAUCUUCACAUCGAACAGAAGUCCGUUUGGGUCGACGAUGCGAGUUGUGUUCCUUGGUUUCGGCACGAAACAAUCGAGCGAGAACAGUGCUCGAAUCUCCGGGAGUCAGUUCUUGGGUAAUCAUGGCCAAUUCGCCGGAGCCCUCCUUGUCCGCUUCGUGAACAGCAGCACCGAAAGCAAUUCUGUCUCAGUGGACAACUGCGACUUCGUGGGAAAUUCAGCGACGUACGAGGGUGGCGUGGCAUCGGUACAUUUUGGGGACGAGAGUGGAUUCCGCGGGAAUAGAGUAUCAUUUUCCAACUGUAUCAUGGAUUCCAACAAGGCCGCGUUCGAGGAACACUCUCCCACUCCAGGUGGCGCAGUGUCGAUCCGAUCCGAUCACCUCGACAACGUCCGGUGUGCGAGAAGCUUGAAAUACUGGCAGCUGGUAUCGGCUCCGUCAGUGAAGGCUGAUUCUCUUAGCAUGUCCAAGUCCAGUGCCACCAGCGGUCGGUGUGCUGAGGUAGAGUUUUGCAACUGCACAUUCGAAAACAACGUGGGUUACCGCACUGUGAACGUCGUGCGUGCCAAUGUCAUCUUCAGCAAGAGAACUGUGAUCGCAAACUGCAGUGGAGGAGCGCUGGGACUCCGCAGCUCCAAGGCAUUCAUCUUCGGCCAGAUGAUCAUCUCCAAUAACCAGAGCAAUUGUGGCGUGGCUAUGAUCCUGGAGGAGAAAUCGACGGUUGAUGCGACUGAGGCAGAGCUGCUUCAGGUGGACAUGGAUCGGUUCCUGGCUGCCGACGCACUUGCUUCCUCGUCGUCCUAUGCCGAUAUGCUUCACAACAUGAACAAGCCCAGGACACUCGGGGACUGUCCCAUUCUAUUUCCAAAGAAUAAGACCGUGUCUGGGAACAUUAUCAAAGCACUCUUUAAGCGCAAAUGGAGGAGGCCAUACAAUUCAGAUGUUGCCAAGUACUCAGUCGUUUCCAUGGCAAGUCUGCACAAGUGCUUUGGUUACUUUUCGAGCUACUUGAAUGACUUGUACUCGGCGAUUGACGCAAAAUUUUCAGUUCGAUGCUACUGUCUUCCCUACUCACCUGCCGUUUGGGACAAGAAUGAUGGACAGUAUAGAACUGUAGCUCCGCGUGGGGAUCCAGAACUUCAAGAGUUUCGUUUUCUAAGACAGCAUUACCUAUCCCACCCGGCGUACCAAGAACUCUGCACGGAGCAGGUGGAGGGCCUUGCGAAUAUGUCUAAUGUCAGCUCCUUUUUCAGCCAAGCUUGCUGGAGGAAGGAGCUGUGCCAGGCGAACUCAUGCAGUCCUAAUCCAACUGUGCAGCAUCAGCUGUGCUCCGGGCAAGUACCGAAUGCUCAUUUGCACCAACCUGAUCGCUGCUACAGCCCUGUUCAGGGUGUCUAUGUUGUAAACACGGACAAGUACGACUCCAGGGAGUCCAGCGUGCUGGGAACCUUCCUGGCCUGGAGCUUCUUUGAGAGUGCUACAACGGGCUGCUUCAAACCUGUUGGAAAGGAGGUCUGGUUCUAUCACAGAACAUGUAGCAGAAAGGUCGUUAUCGAAUCCAUCUUUGCGGCUGAGUACCAGCUGAACAUCAGUACCGACUGCAUUCUGCAUCGCCUGAACUUCCUGUUGCGUCGCUACCGGCGUAGCGUCACCCCAGUGCUGCCUGGCUAUAAGCUACUGCUGACGCCCUGGGCCGGCUGGCUGAACCAGUGGCACCGCAUGGACAACAACGCCAACUCCACCUGCUUGCAGGACAUUCACGGACCGAUGGUACCGGAGUUCAGUAUCUCCAACAUCACCCUGAACCCGUCGCCCGGCGAGAAAUUCGCCCUGAAAGUGGCCACGAGAGAUGAGCUCCUCACUGAAGUCACCGCAUCUCUGCAGAUUGAGCUAUAUGCAGACCAUCACACUGUUCUUCUUGGUCAUGGCAAGCACAUCUACAAGACUGGCGAGGUAGUGGUGUUUGGCUCAGAUGUGGCUCUGCAAAAUAUUGCCCUCUAUGGCCCACCGGGUGCAACGGGCUACCUGCAAAUCAGAAGCCGUGGUCAGGAUUCCUAUAUCUCCAGCAGCCCAUCAUUUCUUAAGCUGAGAAUACUGUUUGUGCUGCGAGACUGCUACUUGGGAUUUCACACAAUGAAGGCCAUCAAUGACUCCGUCGCAAGAGGCAUUGUGGAUGCCUAUUGCAAUAUCGACGCUGAGGAUGUUGACAGUACAGGGCAACAAGAAAACGGCAUGACACCCAAACAGCAUGGCGGCCGGCGAAGCCAAGUCUUUCGUUUGCUAAGUUGCCACGUGAACUACGAGCAGAACGAGGCUUGCGUCGAGAAAAACCCCGACAGCCACCAUAACACGAGGGUGAAGAUUCAAAGAGGCUGCUGGGCCGGUCGCAUACAUUCCACGGCACAGUGUGAAAGGCCACCUAACCACGUACCAGCACCAGGGCAGAACGUGUCUUUGGGUCAGGAUAGCAACUGCGGUGAUGACAGUGAGUUUGUGGCAGGCCAGUGCGACAAGAUCGAGUGCAAACUUAGCCGAGCCGGCUCGCCCAAGCACAAAAUCUGGACGCUGGGCAUUGAUAAUCCAUGCUACAAGUGGUGUCACUGCACCGGCACUCUGUGUUCAUCGUGUCUCGACGGCUUCAGUCGACUGCCGAGCACUGUUGGCUGCCAUGACUGUAGGAAAGCUAAAGUCAAGAUCCAUUUGUGGCAGUUUUACCUGCUGCUUGCCUUCGGAGGUCUGGUUAUUCUCACCAUUCUGCUCUUCUUGAACAUUGGGGUAUCUCCAACACUGGACGGCUGGUGGUUCUUCUCCCAGCUUUACCUCGAAGCUACUAGCAACUUCACCUGGAAUGGCGCUGUGUUGGUACGCACACUGAACACACUCGGACUGGGUCUCAUCUGCCAGUACAAAUCUCUCGACGGCUUACAGGCUGGCUUAACACAGCUGCUGUUACCACCGUUCAUGAUACUGGUCAUCGUCGUACUGUGGUUCCUGGCUCGUCGAGGCAUCGGCGCUCGUCUAUGGAAGUUCUUCCAGCGCCGCAACUCCAUGAUGCAGGUAUUCUGGCUAGUGAUCCUCUUCUCCGCAUCCAACACAGCCUAUCGGAGUGCCCACCUGCUGCGCUGGGCCAUGAUUGGCCCACACCGUGUGGUGUACCUCGAGAGCACGAUCGGCUACCUGAGCCUUGCACAUCUGCCGUACGCACUGGUCGCGCUGGUCAUGCUGAUAUUCGCCGUGCUCCCUGCCCCGAUUCUGCUGCUCUGGCGGCCCGUUCACAUCUGGCCGGCGCUGAAAGUGUUCAUUGAUGAGGCCACCCACAUCUACGAGGACGAUCGCCAGUGGUGGGCAGCCAUCAGCAUUCUACGCCGCAUGCUGCUCGGACUGUUGCAUGCAGUGCUGCCAAGUGGUCCGAGUCGUCGUGCGUCCACUGCUAUGCUUCUUAGUGUGAUCCUUGCUGCUCAGGGAAUUUUCAGGCCAUACCGUCGAGAAGCCAGGCUGUGGCGCGUACAUGACGUGCACAACUGCUUCGAGAUGUGUAGUCUGCUGAUACUCAGUACAUGUUGCAUUGCCUAUGUGGUACACAUGGACGUGAUUGGAGGCACCGAGAUCGUCACUAUCAGUGACAUAUACGCUGGAAUAUUGUACGGCUGUUUUACCUGUGCGGCGCUGGCCAUUGGCAUUCGUCCGUUUAUCUCCAGCUGGCGAAACAGCCUGCUGAGAAAGCCACGCAACACAGCUCAGAAUGUAUGUGCCGUGAGCGAGCUUGACGAUGACAAUGACGACAAUGACAACCUUCCCCUUGGCAAUCUGGGAGAGAAAUGCUCGGCGGAGGAACGUAGGGGGGUCCCUCAUGCAGGCAAACCGUCAGUUGAACGCAGCAUCAGCAGCAACCAGUCAUCCUCCACUGGCAAGCAAGCUAAACCAAAGAAAGCUGUGAACAUGGACAUUGCGAAGGUUGACACUGGACUGAGAGACCCUCUUCUGGUGGACUUUUUGGCAUAGAGUUGGAGGUAUUCCAUGCCGACGACAAGAUGCAUGCUCCCGCAAGACCUACAUGUAUGGACACAUGUGAUAGCUGUUGUCUUAUUGCUCUAAAGUAGCAUUAUAAAAUGUAAAAGGCAGCAUUUUCUGUGGCACACCCAAGCAUCUCCCGAGGAGCCUGUUACACAAUGUCAGCAAUAUGCCUGAUUGACGUUCACAUCAAAACCUGCACUAUUGUUGUCAGCCAGAAUUUCAAAUACACUUCUCUGUUCCACAAAGAUUAUAUAAACAGCUUGACACUUUAAUACCUUGACCAGGGUGCAAAGUAUAAUUCGUCGACAAACACUUUCCUUCAGUACUAUGACACAAAAUUUAAUUAUUUUUUACGGCUUAGAGAGGCACCUUUCUAGCUAUUUGCAGGAUUCUUAGAAUGCCUUUUCAAUCUCACCUUUCUAUUAUAGAAUCUGAAAUUUGCAAAGAGCAUAGCUUUUAGACUUAUCCGUAGAAUAUAGCUAUCUUUGUGCUCUGCACAAGCAACAUUACAUUUUUGAAGAUCCCACAAUUUGUUUGGCAUGUUUUUCGCCUUUGCAUUGGUGGGGCUUUUAGUAAACAAUAGAAUAGAAUGCAAUACACAGUAUGACCCUGCCAUGAGCUCGCUUUGCGGA
Sycon ciliatum is the source of this 6698-nucleotide messenger RNA. RefSeq lists its product as uncharacterized. NCBI's taxonomy places the organism in Eukaryota, Metazoa, Porifera, Calcarea, Leucosolenida, Sycettidae. The transcript has 13 exons. The coding region runs from base 910 to 6054 and encodes 1714 amino acids. The record is from RefSeq and is a predicted model, not a curated record.